Molecule: messenger RNA, 1669 nt
Organism: Capsella rubella
Lineage: Eukaryota; Viridiplantae; Streptophyta; Magnoliopsida; Brassicales; Brassicaceae
Product: (Z)-gamma-bisabolene synthase 2
Exons: 7
Coding region: 1-1665 (554 amino acids)
Biological process (GO): diterpenoid biosynthetic process
Molecular function (GO): terpene synthase activity; magnesium ion binding
Source: RefSeq, a predicted model, not a curated record
AUGGAAGUCCAAACAACGGUCGAUAAUGAAAGUCUUGCGUUCAAAAAGUUGUCUCACUCUCAAUGGACUGAUUACUUCGUCUCUUUUCCCAUUGAUGAUUCGGAACUUGACGCGAUUACAAGAGAGAUUGACAUACUCAAGCCUGAAGUUAGGGAGCUCUUAUCUUCCCAAGGUGACAAUGAAACAUCCAAGAGCAAAGUGCUUUUGAUCCAAUUGCUUCUUAGCCUUGGUCUUGCUUUUCAUUUUGAAAAUGAGAUUGAAAAUAUACUAGAAGAUGUUUUUCAAAGGAUUGAAGAUAUGUUUGGUGAUGAAAGGGACUUGUCUACAGUUUCGAUCAUGUUCUGCGUUUUUAGAACAUACGGACACAAUUUAUCAUCAAAUGUAUUCAAGAGAUUUAUAGGGGAUGAUGGGAAGUUUGAGAAAUCUCUUAUAGGAGAUACCAAAGGUAUAAUGAACUUGUAUGAAGCUGCUCACUUGGGAACAACGAAAGACUAUGUAUUGGACGAAGCAUUGAAGUUCACAUCAAACCAUUUGAAGUCUCUAUUGGCAGGUGGAACAUGCCAACCUCAUAUCACAAAGCUUAUAAGAAACAUGCUUUAUCUACCUCAACGUUGGAAUAUGGAAGCACUAAUUGCUAGAGAGUACAUUUCCUUCUACGAACAAGAAAAAGAUCAUGAUAAGACGCUACUCAGAUUAGCCAAGCUCAAUUUCAAGUUAUUGCAGCUGCAUUACAUCAAAGAACUCAAAACGUUUAUCAAAUGGUGGAUAGAGCUAGACCUAACAUCUAAGUGGCCAAGUCAAUUUAGAGAGAGGAUCGUGGAGGCUUGGCUAGCAGGAUUGAUGAUGUAUUACGAACCACAGUUUUCAGGUGGACGGGUCAUUGCCGCUAAGUUUAACUAUCUCCUUACCAUUAUAGAUGACGCUUGUGAUCACUACUUGACCAUUCCUGAUAUUACAAGACUUGUAGGUUGUGUGGAAAGAUGGAGUCCUGAUGGCAUUGACACACUACAAGAUAUAUCGCGAAUUAUCUUCAAACUUGCGCUGGAUGUUUUUGAAGAUAUCGAAAGAGGAGUGAGGUCUGAAGGAUGCUCCUACCAUUCGAAGGAGAUGUUAGAAGAGUUCAAGAUACUCGUUAGGUCAAACCUUGAUCUUGUCAAAUGGGCACAAGGAGAAGAAGUGCCUAGCUUUGAAGAACAUGUAGAGGUUGGUGGGAUAGCACUUACCACAUAUGCAACGUUAAUGUAUUCUUUUGUCGGAAUGGGAGAGACUGUCGGGAAAGAAGCUUACGAGUGGGUAAGAUCAAGACCAAGCCUAAUCAAAUCUCUUGCAGCAAAGGGUCGUCUUAUGGACGACAUAACUGAUUUUGAGAACGACAUGAGUAAUGGGUUUGCUGCGAAUGCGAUCAACUAUUAUAUGAAGCAAUUUGUAGUUACCAAGGAAGAAGCUAUUCUUGGGUGUGAAAGAAUGAUCGUAAACAUAAAUAAGACCAUAAAUGAGGAGCUACUGAAGACAACAUGCGUGCCACGUCGAGUUCUCAAGCAAGCACACAAUUUCGAACGAUUACUUGAACUCCUCUACACCAAAUCUGAUGAUAUUUACAAUUGUAGUGAAGGGAAACUCAAGGAUUAUAUCAUUACUCUGCUUAUAGAUCCAAUACGUCUCUGAAGAC